This is a messenger RNA of Anopheles funestus (African malaria mosquito), 1869 nucleotides long. RefSeq names its product zinc finger protein 708-like. Lineage: Eukaryota; Metazoa; Arthropoda; Insecta; Diptera; Culicidae. Gene Ontology annotation, molecular function: zinc ion binding; RNA polymerase II cis-regulatory region sequence-specific DNA binding; DNA-binding transcription factor activity. Gene Ontology annotation, cellular component: nucleus. Gene Ontology annotation, biological process: regulation of transcription by RNA polymerase II. The record is from RefSeq and is a predicted model, not a curated record. The transcript has a single exon. Bases 122 to 1543 code for a protein of 473 amino acids.
CUCGUUACUGCGUCGAUUUUUGACAUGUUUACACCUGGUAAAUAAACAAAUGGUAUGAUAUGUUUAGUGCAGAAAUUCGAAGUGAUAAAAAUCAUACAAAAUUGCUUAUAUUGAAGCAAGAAUGGAGUUGACUUGCUUAUGUUGCUUAGCAGAAGCAAAUGUUACGUUUAAAAUGUCUACAAAAUGUGAAUUCCGAGCCGACGAAUGUAACGAUGCGGAACCAUCCAACCGCAUGAUACAGCUGGGAGAACUUUACGCACAACUCAUACUGCUUCCAACGAAAAAGCUGUUGUCGGAGAUUCAACUGCUGUACGACGAUAUCUGUUCGCGGUGCGUAGGUAUGCUGAAGGAUUUCUAUCGAUUUCGCAUGAGAGCCAUAAAGGCGUACGAAGAACUGCAGACGAAAGCGAAUAUUGCCAAAAUUAUCAACAGUUUAGAGCAAAGCAGUACCGCAAAUGAAGAAGCUAAACAGGCUAAUGAAUGUACAGAAAACACUAAUGAUGAGCAGUUGCAAAGCUCUCAAAAUGCAGACGCUAGGAUUUUAGUUUGUGCUACUUGCCAAAAACAGUUUAAAACACGCAAAAUGUUGACUAGACAUGAAGAAAUCCAUUCAAGCAGCAAAAACUAUAAAUGUCAGUACUGCGAAAUGCAAUUCGUAGCUAAAGCGACGCGCUACAAUCAUGAGCUGAGAAUGCAUAGGAAAGUUUUACAAAGGAAUGAAAACCAAAUAGCAAGUAAAACAUUUUCAAAAGCUGUUAAGAAAAGAAGAUUGCACGAAACAAACGACAAACAAUCAGAACAGAAACCGAAACCAACAUUUCAGUGUGAUCUUUGUUUAAAAAGUUUCACUAGAAAAUCUUCCUUAAACGACCAUAAGCUGGUGCUGCAUGCUGGUGUACGGCGUCACGUCUGUCACAUAUGUAACCGUACGUUCGGGAAGGAAAACUCGCUGAAAACUCACCUAGUGCUGCAUGUUGGGAAAAAAUAUCGAUGCAAAUUUUGCAGCAAAUCAUUCGCCAAGGGUAGCUUCUUGCGGAAACACCUCGAAGAACACGAAUUGCCGGAAAGCAAACGUAAACACACGUGUACAGUGUGUUCGAAAAAGUUCACUACCAUGGCCCACCUGAACGAUCACGAGCUGAUUCAUAGCAACGAGAAGCCGCAUAAAUGUAAUCAUUGUGAACGGAGCUUCCGUCAGAAGCAGCAGCUGAAGGUACACACUUAUCAACACUUUGGCAAACCGUUUCGGUGCACCUACUGCGAAAUGGCGUACACAUCCCCAUCCCGGCUUCAAGCGCACGUAAACAAACACCAUCCAAAGCGAGACGUGCAAGCGGGCGCGAACAAAAGCGGCUUCGCUGCCAUGGGCAGUGAGACGAUGAGCACCGUAUUACAGCCAGACUUUGGUGAUAAGGCAGUAAAUGAAGAAAUAUUAAAUGAAAUAUGCUAUCAAAUCAAUUCGAAUCCAAUCAUGUUGGAAAACAUAGAUGCGGGUGGUGUUAAUCUCAUCUGCAACGAGCCGAUAGUGUUUCUAAACGAAUGAUGCUUUCAGCGAGUUUCGAACCCGAUCGAUAGUUGUACACCUUCUUCUGUCCAGUGACUGGAGAAUAAACUAAUCUUCAAUUCAACAAAGGAAACUUUCAUUACCAUGGAUGUAGUCCGUUAGCAUCCGAAAUGUUGAAACAGUAGUACUGGACAGCUGUGCCUCAGCUAUCGGAAAGGGAGGUAAGUAGUAAUCCUCAACACCAUGUAAAAGGGCUUUCCUAAGGGUAAUUUAAAUCACAAGCUAUUGCCAAGGUUGUGGAGCCAUUGAAGAAUGCUUACUUAUCAGAUGCUAAAAACACUAUGGACUAUGGACCUUCCUCUGUG